GGAAAGCAACCGCAUCUCUUUAUGUGUCACAAAAACCUAAACACCGCACAGCUGCUAGCUAGAGCUCCGAGGCCUACUAUAUCGUCGGUUCUUUUACACUUACGGACAUUUUGAUUUGAUUAGGACCAGUCGUUGCUAAGACUAUCAGUGAUUAUCUUGCACUUUUAUUGCAAAUUGACUGAACGAAAGCACCUGAUUUGAUGUGUAUGGCACCCAGACCAGUAGCACCAUGAGUGCAGAGGUGGAUGCUCUGACUGUGGUGAACCAGCUCAGAGACCUCGCUGCUGACCCUCUCAACAGAAGAGCCAUAGUUGAAGAUCAGGGCUGUCUCCCCGGCCUCAUCCUUUUUUUAGACCAUCCUAACCCACAAGUUUUGUACUCUGCAUUAUUGACUGUCCGCUACCUGGCAGAAUGUCGAGCCAAUCGAGAGAAAAUGAAGAGCGAGCUGGGCAUGAUGCUGAGUUUGCAGAAUGUUAUGCAAAAAGGCACGUCACCAGGGGAGACCAAGCUGCUGGCCUCAGAAAUCUAUGAGAUCCUCCAGUCGGCUGGGAAAGAGGCUGAACAGGCGGAGGAAUCUGCAGCCUCCUGUCGACGCAAAGCCCAUUUCUUCUUGGGCUCCAACAACAAGAGGGCCAAGACCGUGGUGCUGCACAUCGAUGGAUUGGACGACUCUAGCCGCAGGGGCCUUUGUGAAGAGGCCUUGCUGAAGAUUCGAGGGGUCAUCAGCUUCACCUUCCAGAUGGCUGUCAAGAGAUGUGUUGUCAGAAUUCGCUCUGACCUUAAAGCAGAGGCUUUGGGGACAGCAAUCAACUCCACCAAGGUAUUGACAGCUCAGCAGGUGGUGAAGACAGAAGAUGGUGGAGAGCGGAUUGUGCCCUUCCAGGAGGGUGCAGCUGUUUUGGUGGAGGAGAACACGGACAUCCCGGACUACCUCCCCGAGGAGGAGAGUCCAUCCCAAGAGCAGGACAAGGCCGUGACACGUGUAGGCUCCAUCACAGAUGGCAUGGGCUGGCUCAGCACUGCUGCUAACUUCCUGUCCCGGUCCUUUUACUGGUGACCACUUCCUGGUCUCCCUCUGUUCCCUGUAAUGCCAUCCAGCUGCAGCCUAAGCAACAGCCUGCUCUCCGUGCUCACUACUCAAGGACCCCAGCUGUGCGCUGCAAAAGCUGGUGCAAUAAUCUAAACUUAAACUGCACAUCUCAACAUUGACCAUAUCUAAGCAACAGGACCAUACAAGUACUACACAACUACUGUGGGGACUGCAAAUACAACACAAACUGAAGAGUAAUCCGAAAAGAUAUAGAAGUAUUGGCAGAGGCUGAUGUUAUAUUAUUGUAUAUUUCUUUUUUGCAUGAUUUUAAAUUGUAUUUUUAAUUUAAUUUUCCUUCCUAAACAUUUCCUUUCCACAUACUAUGGGUUUUGUGCCAAUCAUGUCUAAUGCCUAGAGCUAUGUUGUUGUGUGCCUUUACCAUUUAGAAGCAUAUUGCAUUAUUUUUCAUUUUUAAGAUUAACAAGUAGUGCUUCCUAUUGGUCAAUCGCAGUGCCCGGCCUCUUCCAGCUUACAGCUAUGAAAAUAGAUUUUUAGUAGAAAUAGACACCAGCAAGAGCCUGCAGUUUAUUCAUCAACAUUUUAUUCAUUUUUCUUAAUUUUGCUCGUUUUGAUUUACAAAGGUACACUAAAAGAGGCAAAGAGACAGAGCUCCAAGAUGAAAUUGCACAGACGCAGGCUACCUCUGCUUUCACCUGACUCUCACAUCAGCAUUGUUUGUAGCUUCAAGUAAAUGUAAGGUCUGCAUGAUGAGAAAGUACCAUUUAAAUGUGUCUUUCCUGGUGUUAAACAUUUGUACAGUAUUCUAGGUGCACUUGUUUAGUUUUGUAUGUAACCAAGCCGGCAGUGUCCUUAAAUCCAAGAUCAUGUACAGUAGUUGCGCGCUGCCAUGCUAGCAGUAGUCAGCUGAUUCCUUACCAAUAUUUUAUAAAUGGUGCCUCUACAAUCCGAGACCUUUGAUUUAAAGAACAAUUCUAUUUGCAACUGUUAAUUUCAGUUUUAAACAAAUCCAAUUAUAUCUGUGAUUUCUAUUCAACUUUUAAUGGUAGUGUUGCAAUCCUGUAGCCCCCACAGCCCAGUGACACACUUCAAGUUUAAUUGUAUUUUAUAAUUUGUGUGCAUGUCAUUAACGAUUAUGAUGAGUGCUGAACAAGCAGCAUUUAUUGUAUCUAAGGUGCAGUGAUGUCACAGUCAGUUGAGGUCAAACUAAGGGAAUGACCUGGAUAACCUACAGAACAAACAUGAGCAAGAAAAGCAAUAAAUAUACUUAAAAUCUAGGAUACACACUUCACCUGUAGAUUUAAAGGGAUAUAGCUUUUCCAGUAUUAUACUUUUUACUUAAAAUCAUCUCUUAUUUUUUUUGUGUUCUGACAAAGAACUUGAAAGCUGUUUCUGAGAGUCAACUUUUCAACAUGCAUAAUGUUUCUGUUCACAUUCGUGUUUCAAAAAUUCACAGAAAUGAUAAAUAAGUGUACAGACAUCACACGCUCUUGUCAUUUGUAAUAUAUCUACUGUAAUAAUUCAACACAAUAAAUGUAAAAUCAGUA
Messenger RNA from Periophthalmus magnuspinnatus, 2595 nucleotides. RefSeq names its product armadillo repeat containing 1 (gene armc1). The record is from RefSeq and is a predicted model, not a curated record. Gene Ontology annotation, molecular function: protein binding; metal ion binding. Bases 230 to 1057 code for a protein of 275 amino acids. The transcript has 7 exons. Lineage: Eukaryota; Metazoa; Chordata; Actinopteri; Gobiiformes; Gobiidae.